Sorghum bicolor (sorghum) is the source of this 1403-nucleotide messenger RNA. RefSeq names its product F-box protein PP2-B10. The record is from RefSeq and is a predicted model, not a curated record. The transcript is spliced from 3 exons. Gene Ontology annotation, molecular function: protein binding. Lineage: Eukaryota; Viridiplantae; Streptophyta; Magnoliopsida; Poales; Poaceae. The coding region runs from base 307 to 1221 and encodes 304 amino acids.
UAGGAUCUUUGGAAUGCAGUAUUUUUUUUCGAAUCUUUUAUUUUUCAUGUGAAAAUAAGCUAAAAAUUGCCGUAUGAUUUUUACAAAAUCCCCAUGCUCUAAAGAGUGCCGAGACAAUAUUGGGCCUAAACUGGUGGCAUGGGCGAGACGGCCCAACUUUCAUCUAGUCAGUUGGCUAUCUCUAUCUGGGGACGCAAAACCCAUCCACCUUCUGAGAUUUCAAUCCUUCUUCCCCAGUGAAUUUUUCUUCCGAUCAGCCAUCCCCGUCUCUCUCGCAAAAUCCGAAUCCUUCGGAGCAGUCAUUCGAUGGGGUCGGCGGCUGGCACCUGCGAGAUCGUGCGCCUACCGGAGGACCUCCUCUCGGCGGCGCUCGCCCUCACCACACCGCGGGACGCCUGCCGCGCCGCUGCGGUCUCCCGCGCCUUCCGCGACGCCGCCGGGUCCGAUGCCUUAUGGGCCCGCUUCGUGCCCCGCGACCUCCCGCCGAUCGCUAACGGGGUGCUCUCCGGCCCUGCGUCUCCGUCGAAGAAGGAGCGGUUCCUUCGCAUCUCCGACCGCCAUUGCCCCGUCUUACUCGCCGAUGGCCUCAGGAUACGGCCGGCCACCAAAAAUCCUCUACUCGCCUAUGGCUUCGAGAGCAUGUGGUUGGACAGGGGGAGCGGCUCCAAGUGCUACAUGCUGCUAGCGAGGGGCCUGCACAUCUCGUGGGGCGACGCGUGCUACUGGCGCUGGAUGGAUCUCCCCGACUCCAGGUUCGAAGUUGCUCAUUUGCGGAAUGUUUGCUGGUUCGAAAUACGUGGCAAGAUACACAGCAAAAUGCUUUCUCGAGACACAGCUUAUGCAGCUUACAUUGUGUUCAAGACACUUGUUGAAUCCAGUGGGCUAGAUUAUCCACCUCAGAAGGCAUCAAUUGACACAGUUGCAGGAAAGAAAAAAAUUCGCAAAGUCUGCCUCCAAAGCUAUGAAGGUAGGCAUGUGAACCGUCAGGUCACAGUGCCCUUGACGCCAGAAUACAACAAGAGCUACCGGCUUGGGCAUGGUAGAAACCCGGUGCUCCCUCAGGAAAGGACUGACGGUUGGAUGGAGUUGGAGAUGGGUGUGUUCUACAACAAGGAAGGUGGUGAUGGUGAGGUGCGCUUUAGCCUCCUGCAGACAUCACGUACUUCAAAGAGAGGUCUUAUUGUGCAGGGCAUUGAGAUUAGACCCAAGAAACUAGGCUAAGGAUUUGUAGUCAUGUAGAGCCAUCCUGUGGGAAUAAAUAGAUUGACAGAAGAAAGCAUGUAAUCAGUACUCAGUAUUCACCAUAUAGCUAGAUGGUAUUAAAUAUUGAUUGUAUCAUCUAACCAUAAACACCCUAAACAUAUAAUGCGGUUUAAGAAUUCAAUAGUGUGCCACACAUACUA